Penicillium soppii is the source of this 972-nucleotide messenger RNA. RefSeq names its product syntaxin. Gene Ontology annotation, cellular component: SNARE complex; plasma membrane; endomembrane system. Gene Ontology annotation, molecular function: SNAP receptor activity; SNARE binding. Gene Ontology annotation, biological process: exocytosis; vesicle fusion; intracellular protein transport. The coding region runs from base 1 to 972 and encodes 323 amino acids. The transcript has 5 exons. The record is from RefSeq and is a predicted model, not a curated record. Lineage: Eukaryota; Fungi; Ascomycota; Eurotiomycetes; Eurotiales; Aspergillaceae.
AUGAGUUACCAGAGCUUGGGGGAUAACAAUCAAGGCGGCUACGGCCAGUACAACCCGUACGGAGGUCAGCAGCAAAGCAACCCUUAUGCUAGCCAGCAACAGAACUAUGGCUACGGAGGUGGUGAUGCAGAAGCCGGAUAUGGGAGUUAUGAGAUGUCCAACGUCAACCAGGGUUCUUCUGGUGGACCUGCCUCGAUUUUGAACAAGUGCAAGGAAAUCAAUGAAGGUAUCACCGAGUUGACCAGGAAGCGCGAGGGACAGUUGGCCUCCGCCCAAAAGGCCCUUCUGGACUCGAGCACCGGAAAGGAGGACACCUCCUCGCGCCAGACUCUCGACUACAUUGAGGAUGAAAUCAACACUGCGCUGCGCUACCUGCGUGAUCAAUUCAAGCGCGUCAAGGAAACUCCGGGAUCCGGCGAUCAGCGCGUCAGCGGUCAGGUUGAGAACGUCAGCCGCAACCUGCGCCGUGAGAUUGAGCAGUACCAGCGCACACAAAGUGACUUCCGGAAGCGCCUGGAGGAGCAAGUGCGCCGCCGAUACGAGAUUGCCAACCCCGAUGCCUCCCCGGAGGAGUUGGAACAAGGUGUGCAGAAUGUCCUGAUGGGCCAAGAACAGAGCUUCGUGGUUCCCGGAACUCGAUCCCGCCAGGCCAACGAUGCCCGCCAGGCUACCCUUCAGCGUUCCGCCGCCAUCCGCAAGAUCGAGCAGGAUCUGAUUGAACUGAGCCACCUGUACAACGAGGUUGCCGAGCUGGUGCACCAGCAGGAGCCUGCAGUCACGCAGAUCAACCAGGGAGCCGAGGAGACCCACCGCAAUGUAGAGCAGGCCAACACCAAACUUGACAGCGCCAUUCAAAGCGCAAAGAACGCUCGGCGCUGGAAGUGGUAUGCGCUGAUCAUCGUCAUUAUUAUUAUCGCUAUUGUCGUCGGUGUGGCUGUCGGUGUCACCGAGGCCAACAAGAGCUCCAAGUAA